Molecule: messenger RNA, 7333 nt
Organism: Callorhinchus milii (elephant shark)
Lineage: Eukaryota; Metazoa; Chordata; Chondrichthyes; Chimaeriformes; Callorhinchidae
Product: rho guanine nucleotide exchange factor 12
Exons: 41
Coding region: 447-5018 (1523 amino acids)
Biological process (GO): intracellular signal transduction; G protein-coupled receptor signaling pathway
Cellular component (GO): cytoplasm
Molecular function (GO): G protein-coupled receptor binding; guanyl-nucleotide exchange factor activity
Source: RefSeq, a predicted model, not a curated record
GGGGGGGCACAGAGCGGGGGGGGGGGCAGAGCGGGGAGAGACAGUCGGAGUGAGAGGGCGAGUGUUACAGUGACCACAUCCGAGGUCACUGGUCACUGUGGUCACAUUUGCUGCAGUAACACAUUACUUCAUUACUUCAUUGGAAACGACGCGACAACAGUGACACUGACGGCGGAGCCGCUGAUUGCGGUGUUUGGGCUCUGGGGUUUGCCGUUCGCUGACGGUUUUCUCACCGUAUUGGAGAGGAUGGAACACGUGAAUUCACUGAAAAAUUGAGCUGAGAAAGGAGAGCCAAGUGGGGGGUAACCCGGACACAAACUGGACAUUGGCAGCUUUCUGUGCGAUCAUAUCCACAACCAAUUGGUCAUCAAUCAAUGUUCAAUUGGGAAAUGGGGAGAACAUGAAAACUGGAUCAGGUGCGUGAGGAACCCGUCAGAGAGGACCAAAUGAGCAUAACACCAUCCGGGCUGAGCGAGAGGUUUCCCAUCAGAAGACUUCCCAGGCAAGGAGCCGUGGUGCAGAAGGACCUGUCGCCUGAUAAAAAACAUGAGAAAAAGAACUUGGAAAAAUCUCCUCCAUUUGAGUUUGACCCAACAGGUCUGGUGCAACGCUGUGUUAUCAUCCAGCGCGACGAGAACGGCUUUGGGCUGACUGUCAGUGGGGACAACCCGGUAUUUGUGCAGUCUGUCAAAGAGGAUGGAGCUGCAGUACGAGCUGGGGUGCAACAAGGAGACAGGAUCAUUAAAGUUAAUGGGACGUUGGUCACUCACUCCAACCAUGUUGAAGUUGUUCGGUUAAUCAAAUCCGGCUCCUAUGUAGCUCUCACUGUGCUGGGACGGCCGCCAGGGUCUCCCCAGAUCCCCCUCAGCACCUCCGAUGGAGAUUCGGGGACUUUCCUGUUCCCUGGGCAACCAGCUCCGGUCUUCUCUCCAACCAGCAGCACAGAGAGAAUCACCAGCCCCACACUCAUGGGUGAAGACACCAUUGUUCACAGUCAGAAGCUGCAGAUCCUGCAGAGCAUGUUGGACACUGAGUGUCAGCAGUAUCAGUUACUUAAGGAAAAGUGUCAGAAAAACCCGACACAACAGCUGCUGCGUGAGAAACAGGAGGCAGAGAAACGCAUCCACCAGGUUCGGGAGCAGCUCCACAAAGCCAGCGGCAUCUCCCAGGAUGUGCCGGGCUCAGCCACACUUUCCGAAACUUUGUCAAUUGUUGAAGCAACGACUGAAGAGGUGAGAGAGUUGGAGCCGUAUUUGCACUCCCCGAGCGAGAGUGAGAUAAUGGAGAGAAUCCAGACUUCCUUCAGUCAAAUCGAGACUGAUGUGAGCCCCUUUGCAGUUCAGGACGGCCUCAGCCCCAGAGACUAUCCUCCCAGCGGCUCAGCCUCCUUCAAGGACAGCGGCAACUGUGAGAGGGCGGAGACAGACGAUAGUCCUGACUGGGAUUCGCAGUUGGGGAGCCCCCCUCUCCGGGGCGGAGCCCACAUCAUCGGAGCUGAGGAUGACGAUUUUGGUAACGAAGCCGAGCAGGUGGACAUUCAGUGCAGCUGCUUCCAAACCCUGGAGACAUUGCGGUCCCGCCCGGCACAUGUGGUGGCGUUUCUGCAUCACGUCCUCUCGCAGUUUGACCCGGUUCCAUCGCUCUGCUAUCUUUAUGCUGAAUUUUACAAUCAGACAAACUCAAAGGAGAAUCGCAGAGUUUUCGUGGAAUUCUACCAUUUAUUCCUGGAAAAAGGAGCCAAUCUGAAGGUUCAGGCCCCAGAGGGAAUCACCGCGGAGCUGGAGCGGAGGCGCCUGGAUCUAAUCCCAGAGGAGCUGCAGCGGCAGUUCGUGCAGACGGUGCAAGACAAUGUGUUGGCAGAGGUGCAGGCCCACCUGCAGGACUUCAGGCAGAAACGGAACAUGGGGAUGACGAUUGGCGAGGUGGAACUCUCCAAGUUGGAUUUGGAGCGAAGUCGGGAUCGGAACAUGUGUGAGCAGCGGGAACGUCUGUGCGCGGAGCAGCUGCUGCUGAAGAUUGAAGAAGUUCUGGCGACUUUGUCACCAACAGAGGAGGAGAAAAGUAACUCCAUGUUGGACGUGAUCCUCACUUACAUGAAACACCUCGGGGUGAAGGUGAAGGACCCGCGGAAUCUCGACCGUGACCGUAGAAUACGAGUCGCGUUCUUUCCGAAGAAAAAGGCGAGUAUAAAGAAGGAAAAGGAAGAUGAGAAAAAGAAACGCUUCCAGAGUAUCCUGGACCCGAUUCGCCGCACGAGCAAACAAGACCGGAUUGCAAUUGAAAAGGCCAAGAUACUGCACCAGAAGCAGUUGAACCAACCGAACCGCUCGGCCUCACUCCCCGAGCACCCGGAGCCAGUGAGACUCCGACCAAUGGGGUCAUCCAGCGACACCACAGACGGGAAUCAGCACCUGUCGCCCGGAGCUGUCCCUGGUCACGAGGGUCCGACAGAGAGACUACCAGACCCUCUUGCUGGCCCGGUGCUGGGAAAGCCGUUUGGAGACAAUCCAUUAUCUGGAGACUUGAGUACGUCCACCCCGAAGCCCGGCACCAUCUUCGACUAUCCGACCGGUCUGGUCCAAGUGAUCGAGGAAGAUCAAGAGUCUGAGAGAAGUGUGGAGACGGCCACUCCCCCCUGCACCCCCAGGCCAGGUCGCAGAGGGGAAAGUCUGGGCUGGGGGGACGGGCAAGGCGGCUCCCAGUCCCCGUCACUCAGCCAGACCGAGGAGGAUCAAACGCACAUCUCCGACGUGGAGCAGGAUCCCACCAAUUGGCAGCAACUGGUGACCCGGGAGGUGCUCGCAGGCCUAAAACCUCUGGAGAUAAAACGUCAAGAAGUUAUCAAUGAGCUGUUCCACACGGAGCGGGCGCACAUCCGGAUGCUCCGAGUCCUGGACGUGAUUUUUCAACAGAAGAUGGUCCGCGAUGGCACGCUGCCCCCUGGGGACAUCAAACACAUAUUCUGCAACCUGGAAGCCAUCCUACAAUUACAUGUUUCAUUGAAUGAACGGAUGAAAAAAGUCUGGAAAAAGAACGAAAACCUGGUAGUUGAUAAUAUCGGGGAGGAACUGCUGGCCUGGUUCAGUGGCCCCGAAGAGGAGAAGUUUAAGCGAGCGGCUGCCACGUUCUGCAGUAACCAGCCGUUUGCUCUUGAAUUCAUCAAAAACAAACAGAAGAAAGAUUCCCGGUUCCAGGCCGUGAUCCAGGAGGCCGAGAGCAAACCUCAGUGUCGGCGGCUGCAGCUGAAGGACAUUAUUCCCACUGAGAUGCAGCGACUGACAAAGUACCCGCUGCUGCUGGAGAACAUCGCCAAAAACACGGAACAACUGGAGGAGAAACAGAAAGUGAGGAAAGCGGCUGAAUGUUGCCGGCAUAUCCUAAACUACGUCAACCAGACUGUGAAGGAAGCAGAAAAUAAAGCGCGGCUUGAGGAUUACCAGCGUCGCCUGGACCUGUCCAGUCUGAAGCAAUUGGAUUAUCCGUUGAUCGAGGAGUUCCGGAGUCUGGACCUUACAAAGAGGAACAUGAUUCAUGAGGGGCCUCUAACUUGGAGGGUGAAUAAAGACAAGACAAUCGAUCUCUACACGUUGCUGCUGGAGGAUAUCUUGGUAUUGUCGCAGAAACAGGAUGAGAAGCUGGUGUUGAAAUGUCAUAGUAAAAACCUGGCUGCAACUGCGGACACAAAGCACACGUUCAGCCCGAUCAUCAAACUUACCUCUGUACUGGUGCGUGAGGUGGCAACAGAUAAUAAAGCUUUCUUUGUCAUCUCCAUGUCAGUAGACGGAGCUCAGAUUUAUGAGCUGGUGGCACACACUGUCUCGGAGCGGAAAACGUGGCAGUAUCUGAUCACACAGGCGUCUGACUCCAUUAAACCUCUGCCCCAUCAGGUGUCUACAGACCGCUCUGUCACUGAGGGGCUCCAGGAGGACGAUGUAGAAUCGAUACCAGCUGAAGCCCAAGGAUCAAGUGAUGAUCGAGGGAUCUCUCCACCAGAUAAGGAGGUGAAUUCUGUCGCAUUCAGUGCUGAGCUGCCGCCCAGAACCCAGGAGCCAGGAGUCCACUCGCUGCCACACGACACUCGGAGCAACCUGUGCGAGGGAGCUGUGCGGAGAGCGUCAGCAACACGUAUACUACCCUCUCGCGCAGACCUCGCCCUGAAAAAACUUACCUCAUUGAGACAAUUGCUGCUUCACUUAAUCGAUGCUGAUGAGGAGAAUGUUGUGGCCUCGCUUAAGCACCUUACACAACAGGACUAUCUGCAUGCACCACUGCAAGAGGAAAUUUGUGCACCACGGCAGGAGCACACGAAUGUGCUUCUGCAAGACAGUGCACAUCUAUCAUUGAGACGGGACACAAUUUAUGCAUCGCUAGGUUUGGACACAUUGCAUCCGUCGCUGGGAGAGGACACUAUGUACACAUCACUGGGAGAGAACACAAGUGAAUUGUUGGGAGAGAACUUGAUGCAUUCGUCAAGUGUAAGCCUGGAAUGUACAACUUGUGAGAUGCCCAAUGAGGCACUGCACGGUCGCCUGGAGUUGGACAUGGGGUCACUGCCGGAGACGUCAGUCACCACAAGGACUUGUCCCUCCAGUCAGAUCACACUGGAAACGGGAAAAUUGGAAUAUUCUGGGAAAGUUGAGCGUGAUGACUGUGCAGUAGAGGAGAGGUUUUAUGAUGCUCCAGAAGUUCAUUCAGAAGAACGUCCACUGGAUGAGGAUGGUGGACGAUCCCAAAUCCGUGUCUCAGGAAGUUACCUGAUGCUGGAGGAGCUCGAGGAGAUGCAGGAAAGCUGCACAGAUCCCAACGAGACACCUGCGCAGUUCCCAGAAUGCACAGCAGGUAGCCCUGACCUAAGGCCCGAGGAGUGUCGGGCGGACGGCGCAGAUCUCCGUACACAGAUCCUCCAGUGCUUUGAGAGCCUCGAGUCUGACCUGAAACACCUACAGGCAGUGGAGCUGGAGUUUUACAGCCAGAGGGAACUGGAGGCAGCAUCAGCGCAGCCAGUGGGGAACAGCUAAUGCUGGAAAUGUUUAGAAGCAGAGGAGUCAGAUGAGGUGAUUGACGUGGCGUUUGGGAAUGACCUGCAACUCUGACCGUCUGAACAAUUCAGCUAAAGCUUUGCACAGUUUUCAGAGAUGAGACCAGUGUUUAGGUGUUGGGGCUGUGCUGCCUGGAGCACACCCUCCCUUCCAGAAUCUGCUGAUUUUACUCCACAUUGCAGAUGUACACAAACUCUGGUAGAACUUCAGCUGCUUGGACUGAAAAAUUCGAGAUGUAUUUAUUUGUAUUCACUUCCUUUGAUAAAUGCAAUUUUUAAAUAAUUUUAUUUUCAUAGCCUGCAAAAAGCUGAUCUGCAGCUUCCAGGCCAGUGCUGUCGCUGCAUUGGUGCUUGGCACUACAUGAUAUAGCCGGGCUUGUAAGAUGCAGCUACAGAAGAAUGCACAGGUGUCUCUGCCAGGCAGAUGUGCAUUGUAGUGGGCUGUAGUACAGCACAGCUGUAGAAUCAGGAUUAAGGACCAACACCCUUUAAGCCAUUCCAGUGACAAGAUGCUCCAAUAAUGGGAAAAGCAGGAAACGCAACUCGUCACACCCAGCGCAGUGACACUCUGCCAAGAUCCCAGCGGCUACAAUCUGAGUGUGAGGCCAAUACUUGACCCAAGUGAACCUUAAUGCAGCUGUAAGAGACGAGGCGCUGCUUCUCUGUUCAUAACCUACAAUGACAGGCUGGUGAGAUUCUGCCCCAGAGCAGCACAAGGCUUCAACUUUAUUUGUUCAAAGCAAAUGGUCAGCUCCAGUAUAUCCUGUGAAAGCUGUGCUGCAAAAGGUCCUUCUCCCCCCCCCCCCCACCCACAGGCUGCAGUGAAGAGUAAAAAUCCUGCCCUAGGCAACAUCCCGUUUUACAGAAUUUCAGGCAUUGUUGUCGUUGUUGUUGAUGGUCUUUUGAAUCAGAUCCAUGCAGCCACCCUGUAACAUCCCCAAUAUGUCGCAGUGAAAAGUUUAUAAAUUGUUCUGGAAGGGCUGCCGUUCAUGAUUUCCUUUGUGCAUUGGGCGUAGAGCACACAAUGGGGCUGACGGUCAGACCUCUUCAGAUUACAGCUCAAACCUCCGUACCAGCACUUAGAAGAGAGGGUGCCCCCUCCCCAUGUCACCCCUUCCCACUCCACACCCAAAUCUCGAGAAGUUCACUGUCAAUGAAAUCUUCAAUUAACCCACAAUGUUUUAUUUUCCAUUUUGUCUGGAUAUUAAGCAAAGAAAAGUUUGUUUGCCGAUCUCUGCUACAGGCUGUUUAGCUGAGGCCAGUUGGAUAUCUCUCUUCAGUUGAAUUGUCUGGUGUGUUUUCCUUAACGUCUUUGUUGAAAUGAAAUAAUUAUGUUUUGUUUUUAAAAGUGCUCGGGCUCAGCUGUGCACAUCUCCACAGUAAUCACACGCUGCUGCUGCCCGUCUCGCUUCAUGGUGCUGUGUCACCUUGUGUUGCAUAUGGAAGUGACCACUGUAAUGCAGCUGCACAAUGCAGUCGUUGUGAUGCAUGAACAAAUGGCCAGAAAUAAUGCGGCCAAAGCUAAAGGCAACUGAGCAGAUCUACCAUUUCCUGCAAUUAAUUGAAAUUAAUUGUAUAAAAAUCUGCCCCUUUACAGUAAAGCUGAGCUGUACAUGGCUGUCUCUGGUUUAUACACUGUACAAACAGACAGACGGACAGCUCGUAGCGAUUACAAGAAGUUUGCUCGAAUCAUUCCUGAAUCAUUCAUGUGGGAUUUUCUGAGGAACAGUCUCUUUCAGAUGUUUAUGUUCUCACUGCUCAUUCCUGGCCUCUUGGUAAUGUACACUUCUUGUAUAUUCUAAGUUGCCAAUGCACAUCUCACUGGCCAGGCUCUCGUCAGUUUGUACUUUUACCGGCUAAAUGUAGGUGUUUCUGAACAUUGCAUUUGGUUGCAUUUAAUUGCAAAAUAGCAUCUUGUUUAAGAUUAGCAAUGACAUUAUGUUACUUGAAAAACAACUAAUUCUAUUUCUGGGAUCUGGGAUUUGGUUAUUAUUAAAUCUGCUUGUGCCAUUAGACGUUUUCUCUUCCCUUUGGUUCCAGAGGGUUCAAAUAUAAACCGGAUCUGGUUCCAUUAGGUGACCUGUCACUCGGGGCUUUAGACCAGGUUCAGGUUUGAAACGGAGGCUUUAGACAAUCGAUGCAUUCUAAGCCGUUAAGGUUUAAACGUAGUUAUAAAUAUUUUACUUGCAGAAUGUAAUGUCAAGAGUACGGCUGAUAAUCGUACACUGUGUGAUAAUGUAAAACAUUUCACUUCAUUUUAUUCAUUUAACAAAUCCAAAUAAAACUUUAAAAGAA